ACCUGUCGUGGGCUUUUCGAGCGACAUAAGCUACUAUUUUCAAUUCAUAUGACAGCAAAGAUUCUUUCAAAUGCUGGAAAGCUUUUGGAAGAAGAGUAUGAUUUUAUUCUGAAAGGAGGUAUAGUAUUAGAUAAGCUGGGACAAGCCCCCAACCCGGCACCAUGGUGGAUAAGUGAGCAAAACUGGGAUAAUAUAACAGAAUUAGAUAAAGUUUCUGGAUUUCAUGAGAUAAUAGAUUCUUUUGAGCAACAUUACAAGGCUUGGAAUGGUUGGUAUGCCACGACCUUUCCAGAACAAGAAGAUCUCGUUGGUGAAUGGAAUGAUAAACUUACAGAUUUUCAAAAAAUAUGUGUUUUACGUUCACUACGACCGGAUAGAAUUUCAUUUUGUUUGACACAAUUUAUCAUCACCAAACUUGGGCCGCGAUAUGUUGAUCCGCCAGUUCUUGAUCUCAAGGCAACUUUCGAUGAAUAG
This is a messenger RNA of Drosophila mauritiana, 474 nucleotides long. RefSeq names its product dynein heavy chain 2, axonemal-like. The record is from RefSeq and is a predicted model, not a curated record. The transcript is spliced from 3 exons. Gene Ontology annotation, biological process: microtubule-based movement. Bases 49 to 474 code for a protein of 141 amino acids. Gene Ontology annotation, cellular component: dynein complex. Lineage: Eukaryota; Metazoa; Arthropoda; Insecta; Diptera; Drosophilidae. Gene Ontology annotation, molecular function: dynein light intermediate chain binding; dynein intermediate chain binding; minus-end-directed microtubule motor activity.